GUGGUUGAAUUUCCUACCCAUUGUUUUCUUCUGCUGCGACCGCGAUUUUAGCCCCAAGAGCCCCGAGCCAACCCCCUCUACACCGCAGCAGGAAUCAGGAUAGGUAGAUAUCACCAGGGCGUAGACGAAUAUGUGGAAGCCCACAUCGACUACCGGCGAGGGAAGCCAGCCUGUUCGCCGGUUUGCGCAGAUUGUCAAGCUCAAGUCAGAGCAUUUGAAGGAAUACAAGGAGGUUCAUGCGCGGGUUUGGCCCGAGGUGCUGAAGCAGAUCAAGGACUGCCACAUCGAGGAUUACAGCAUCUACUAUGACGACAACACACACAUCCUCUUUGCGACGUUCAAAUACACUGGCUCGGACUAUGAGGGUGACAUGAAGCGCAUGGCCGAGAACGCUAAGGUCAGGGAGUGGUGGAAGAUGACCGACAAGUGGCAGGAGAGCAUGGUUCCCGGUGCGUUGAGCUCUGAGGCCGGCGAGCCGAGCUGGUGGAAGCCCAUCGAGGAGGUGUUUUACUUGCCGUAAGGCGCAGGUGGACGAAGAUGUGAAGAUGGUGAGCUCAAGGGGUUACUGGAACUUAAAGUCAGUGUAGCCCGAUC
Molecule: messenger RNA, 594 nt
Organism: Chaetomium strumarium
Lineage: Eukaryota; Fungi; Ascomycota; Sordariomycetes; Sordariales; Chaetomiaceae
Product: rhamnose mutarotase
Exons: 2
Coding region: 131-520 (129 amino acids)
Molecular function (GO): racemase and epimerase activity, acting on carbohydrates and derivatives
Source: RefSeq, a predicted model, not a curated record